AUGGAGAUGAUGCAGAUGUCCGAGGAAAUAAGACGAUUGAUUGCUACAAGCUUUGCUCAGAUGGAAGCUCGGAUGGCUCGGAUGGGAGCUCGGAUGGAAUCUGAGUGCCAUACUUUGAUGGAAAGCUUUGCUCCGAUGGAAGCUCGGAUAAAAUCUCGGUUCCAUACUUUGAAUGAAAGCUUUGCUCGGAUGGAAUCCCGGUUGGCAACUUUGGAGGAGAGAGUGGAUUCGAAUUACUCCACACUUAUGACACUUACAAGCAUACAACAGUAUAAUAGUAGACUGCAAUCAGAGCUUCUGGCAACAAACGAGGAGAAGGAGAAGGAGAAGGAGAAGGAGAAGGAGAAGGAGAAGGAGAAGGAGAAGGAGAAGGAGAAGGAGAAGGAGAAGGAGAAGGUAGUCCAGGCUCUAUCGGCUGAAGUUGCAAAAUACAAAGAAUGCAUAGGGAAAUCCAUUGCCGAGUUAGACAGCCUGACAACUAGUGCAACUGAUCUUGAGUCGACAUGUUUGUCUCAAAGUGAGCAAAUAAGAAGAUUACAGGAGCAGCUUGCUUUUUUAGGAAAGAAAUUGAAGCUAUCUGAUAUGUCGGCAUUGGAGGUCAGAUCUGAGCUCGAGGAACAGAAGACAAUCAUUUUUGAGUUACAGAAUCUUUUGGCUAAUGCAAAGUCAAAGAUUGUAGAAGAGGAAAAACUUUGCAAAAAAUUGCACAACACAAUCCUGGAGUUGAAAGGGAACAUCCGUGUCUUUUGUAGAGUGCGGCCCCUUCAGUCCGAUGAUGGAGUCGGAAACGAUGCUAAAGUUGUCUCAUUUCCAACGUCAACGGAAACAUUGGGACGAGGCAUUGAUUUGGCACACAACGGACAAAAGCUUUCUUUCACUUUCGAUAAAGUGUUCAUGCCCGAUGCUUCUCAGGAAGAUGUUUUUGUGGAGAUCUCACAGCUUGUUCAGAGUGCACUUGAUGGCUAUAAGGUAUGCAUCUUUGCAUAUGGCCAAACAGGUUCAGGCAAGACCCAUACAAUGAUGGGUAAGCCAGGACUACCCGAUCAGAAAGGUCUCAUUCCAAGAUCACUAGAGCAGGCGUUCGAGACGAGGCAAAUUCUUCAAGCCCAAGGAUGGAAGUAUGAUAUGCAGGUUUCAAUGCUUGAGAUAUAUAAUGAAAUGAUUCGUGACUUACUAGCACCAAAUAGAACAGGCUCUGAUGCCUCGAGAGCAGAAAAUGCUGGAGAGCAAUAUGCAAUCAAACACGAUGCCAAUGGAAACACUCACGUUUCUGAUCUAACUAUUGUGGAUGUUCGAAGUAGCAAGGAGGUUUCUUAUCUCUUGGAAAGAGCAGCCAGAGCAGGAAAGACUCAAACGAACGAACAGUCUUCAAUGAGUCACUUUGUCUUCACAUUGCGAAUAAUGGGUUUUAACGAGAAUACUGGCCAACAAGUGCAAGGUGUCCUUAACCUGAUUGACCUUGCUGGUAGUGAGCGUUCGUCUAAGGGUGGAUCUACAGGGGAUCAACUGAAAGAAACUCAGGCCAUCAAUAAGAGUUUAUCAUCAUUAAGCGACGUUAUAUUUGCUUUGGCCAAGAAGGAAGAACAUGUGCCUUACAGAAACUCCAAGCUAACCUAUCUUCUCCAGCCUUGCUUAGGUGGAGACUCGAAGCUUUUGAUGUUCGUUAAUGUUUCUCCGGAUGCUUCAUCAGAGGUCAAACUUUCCUUGAUCAUCUUCCAGAUUUCUGAUUCUAGAAUCAGACGCUUGAUUGCUGACAGGUGCACUGAAUUGGCCGCAAACAUGGAGGACGGCUUACUGUUUCCAUCUGUAUUCCAGAAGCUACACGGACAAUCUUAUUUAUUUUCCCGUAUUUCUUCUCAAGCCCACUCCCGAAACACUGGUUUGCACCAUUUGAGUGUUGCUUAUGUCAAUGGAGGAGUUCAUAGCCUCUCCUCACCGUCCUUACAAAGAACUGGCCUGGAAACUGGUCCACAAUUCUCAUCUUUCCUUAUACAGGCUCCAGCCGAGAAUGAAAAAGGGUUAUCUGGAUUUAUGGUGGAUUUCCUCAUGGGAGGUGUUUCUGCUGCCGUAUCCAAGACUGCAGCAGCCCCAAUUGAGAGAGUAAAACUUUUAAUUCAAAAUCAGGAUGAGAUGAUCAGAGCUGGUCGGCUGUCUGAGCCUUACAAGGGAAUUUCUGACUGUUUUGCCAGAACCAUUAAGGAUGAAGGUAUUCUUUCCCUUUGGAGAGGCAACACUGCCAACGUUAUCAGAUACUUUCCUACUCAGGCCCUCAACUUUGCAUUCAAAGAUUACUUCAAGAGACUGUUUAACUUCAAGAAGGACAAAGAUGGAUACUGGAAAUGGUUUGCCGGGAACUUGGCAUCUGGUGGUGCUGCUGGUGCCUCAUCUCUCCUGUUCGUUUAUUCACUUGAUUACGCCAGAACACGUUUAGCGAAUGAUGCUAAGGCAGCAAAAAAGGGUGGAGAGAGACAGUUCAAUGGCUUGAUUGAUGUUUACAGGAAAACGGUUAAAUCCGAUGGUCUUGUUGGACUUUAUCGUGGGUUUAACAUCUCUUGUGUUGGCAUUAUAGUUUACCGUGGGCUCUAUUUUGGAAUGUACGAUUCACUGAAGCCGGUUGUUCUAACUGAUACAUUGCAGGAUAGUUUUCUAGCUAGUUUCUUGCUGGGGUGGGGUAUCACCAUUGGAGCUGGCCUGGCGUCUUACCCAAUCGAUACCGUGCGUAGAAGGAUGAUGAUGACAUCAGGCGAGGCGGUCAAAUACAAGAGCUCGAUCGAUGCAUUUUCCCAGAUCGUCAAGAAAGAAGGGACCAAAUCGCUCUUUAAAGGUGCUGGAGCCAAUAUAUUGAGGGCUGUUGCAGGUGCUGGUGUGCUGGCUGGCUACGAUAAAUUGCAGGUUCUCGUUUUUGGUAAGAAAUAUGGAUCAGGUGGCGGUGGUUAA
Molecule: messenger RNA, 2937 nt
Organism: Striga hermonthica
Lineage: Eukaryota; Viridiplantae; Streptophyta; Magnoliopsida; Lamiales; Orobanchaceae
Source: the annotation of a GenBank genome assembly